CUCAAGUGAUCUUCCUGCCUCCCAAAGUGCUGGGAUUACAGGCAGGAGCCACCGUGUGCCACAUUCUGAAUCUGACCUUGGACCACCUCUCUUACCUCCUCUUCCUCUGCUUCCCAGUAAUGAACCCUCAGCCCCAGGCAGGCCCGCCUGCCUUAUGAACCCCACCUCCCCUGCAUCCACACCUCCACAUCUUGUCCAUGCUUCCUGUCUGCAGGUCAGUCCUCUCCUUCCUUCAGCAUAGAUUUAGGGUCUGCUGUUGGCUAAGCACUUUCAGGGAUAUAUCUGCAAACGCAAAACAUGCAAAAAACAUCCCUGCUCACGGAGCUUAUGUUAUGACAUAUGGGCUGCGCUUUCUCUUUGCUUUCACCUGUCCAGAUUCUAGAACAAGUUUGCCUUUCUCUGGAAGCCAUUGCUGACUGUUUUGACCCCGGUUCUUUUCUUCAGAAUUCUUGGGGGCACUGGUUACUUGUUCCUCCCCUUUGAAAUACACUGCCUUGUAUUUUUGCAGUUUUUAUAUGUGAGUAUCUUACCUCCUCAAGUAUAUCUUAAGCUUCUUGAGGGCAGACACCAUGUCAUUUGUCCAUGAGAGAGUGUGCACCAAGGUUCCUAUACUGCAUAUGUACAAGACCUUAAAGAUUUAAAUUCCCAAACUGACCGUAGGACUUCGCAAUUAGUCACCUGAUAAAUAUUUUUAAUUGAUUUAAUGAUAUUUAUUGCUCUCUGCUUUUUCAAGUGGAGCAGCUCUAAGAGCAUGUGAGACCAUUAGUCAUCAAGCAUUUAUUAAGAUCCUCCGUGUGUCACUAUGUGGCGCUACUAUUUAAUCUACUGCCAAGGAUGCAGGCAAGUGCCAAGCACAACCUCUGCCCACACCUCAUCAACUGAGCAAAUCACCUCUGCGGUCCUCUGUGUGAUGUUUGUAAAUCUUUACUGUAACACCGAAGCUGUUACUCAAAGAUGCAAGAGGCACGGGGCAAGGAGGAGGACUGCUAAUGAUGGCUGCGUGUGAUUCUUGAGCUCAUCUUGCCAUCAGACACCAAGAUCUAAAGCAUCAGCAGACCUUUCUUGUCUUUCUUUCUUGGUGGAGGCCAAUGGUGCCCAUUAUGAAACCCAUCGUACUCUCCGUAGGGCAGCAAGAUGAGCUUGUGGUGGUUUUGCCUGACCAUGUAUACUUUUUCCCAUGGUCCUUCAAUAAAAGUCUGCUGGGGGGCAGUCGUCAGGGGUCAUAGAUCCCAGCAGAGGCAAUUCCUACGGGAGACCCCACCUGUGAACUUACCUCAUUGGUCCAUGUGCCAAGUAAGCAGAUUGGCUUCAGUUUAAAUUUAAAAAUUGCGAUAUAGGUUUUAACAUUUUUUGUUUACAGUGGCUUUUUUAUUCUAAUAAUCAAGAGGUAGCAUGUGUUGUUGAAAGAACAGACUUUCAACAGCAAUGGUUGUUGAAGAUGAUGUAGAAAGUCUGUAGAACAGCAUACAUAAAAGGGUAGAAGGUAAAGUUGACUUUCAGUGGCUGAAAGAACAGACUCGAGAGCCAGCUGCCUUGGGUUCAAAUCCUGUCUCUGCCGUUUACCAGCUCUACGAGCUUCAGGAAGACAGUGCCCCUCUUUAGGUGGGGAUCACCCCAGUACUUAACUUCCAGAGUCCUUCUGAAGAUUAUGUGAGUUUCUAAAUACAGACAUACUAGGCCCAUAUAUAGAUGAAAACAUGCAUGCUUGGAUAUUAGAAAUUAUGACUACAUUUUUAUUUGUACAUUCUCAUCCCUUUUCUUCGAGUAUUUGGAUUUUUUUUCUUUCUCCACAUAUUUAACCUUUCGUAGAUUAUAGAAGAAACUUGUGUCUUUAACUGUCAGGAAGUGGUGCAGUGACCCAGGGCUUCCCAGGAGGCUCUUACAUUGCUAGGACUACAGAUAUGUCUAUUUAGAUCUGAAUUUUGUAAUACAUUUGUUCUGUGCGUCCAUCAUCGCAUUCUUAAAGUGUGUGUGUGCUUAUUAGGCACGCUGUCUGACCUCACAGUGAUCAGACCAAGCCCCACAGGAGUAGGCUGGAUUGCGUGACUUUGGGUGGAUUUAUAAACAACAACACAGCCACACUUAAAGAAGUUUGACAAAAGGUGAGUGACUUUGGUUGGAGGCCCUGGUGCUGGGCCCUAGGCUCCGUCUGUGGCAUGGAUGAGAAGCUCCUGGCUUAUCAAAGAGGAGAGAAAAUCAUACACUAGAAAGGAAAAUCAAGACCGUAUUUGGUUAAAUAAGUGGAGAAAGAAAAAAAAAAACAAAGACUUGAAGAAAAGGGAUGAGAAUAUGUAAUAAAAAUGUAGUCAUAAUUUCUAAUAUCUAAACAUGUAUGUUUUCAUCUAUAUAUGGCCUAUUAUGUCCUUAUAUGCUUCUGAUCAAGCAUACAAGGUAAAAUUGAUGAGGCUGUUAAAGAGUGCAGCAGUAGCAGUUGGUGUGGAACACGUUCUCAAGGGGGUCACAGGGUGACAGAUAGUCCAGGACAGGGAGGACAUAGUGCCACAGGGAGAACUCAGCAGGAGGAUGCCACAUCAUCGGAGGGAAAUGGAUACGCCAGACCAGAGCAAAGGGGGGACCCCAGGAGGGCAGAGGAUGUGAAAAGCGUCAGGCGGUUGAGGGCAUGGAAGACGUUUUAUUUAGUAACAUUCAAAGCAAGCAUCUCAGUGGAUCAGUAGAUGAAUAUGUAGUCUGCGUGCCUGCCAAGUGUCCCAGACUCUAGGAAACUAGAGAAGAGCUGAUCUGGGCACGGGGACCCGGUUAGUGUUUGUAGCUGUCAGAUGGGUGAUGGCGCACAAGAGGGUUACACAUUUUGUAGCCUCCCAAGGACAGAAUGGGUGUCACUGUGCAGGGGUGAGAAGAGACGCUGAUUUGGACUCAACUCGCAGCGGGGCCUUUGCCAGAGCCUGAGCUCUGUGGGUGUAGGUUUUGGAGGACAGGCUGAAUCACCGGAGUCAGGAGAGAAUAGGAUGCUUCCAGGAUUUUAGCCUGGAGACCCACAUGGGGACCCCUGUAACUCUGAGUUUCAGGGUGCCUCACCAAGAGCUUCAGUGCAUUUCCCAUCUUUGCUGGCACCCUACAUUUUGUGCCCCUGGUAGCUGACCUGCUGGAUUCAUGAGGAUGUGGGAGAAUUUGCUGCACAGUCAUCUGCCACGCACCUCUAUGGGCUUCUGAGAAUGGGAUAAUUUUUUGGUUACCUGGAUCCUGAGUGGAGGCAGCAAGAUGUGCCUGUUUUGAUGUUACUGCGAUUGGGAGAGUUUGGCAGUAGCACUUCCACUGCCGUGGGAUUCGUUUCCUUAGCCUCUCUGACUCCAUUUUUCUCUGGCUUUUAUGUGGCUGCUCUACUCCUUCCAUUCUGUCCUCUCUCUCAAGUGCCGCCCCCGUUUUCCUCCUGAGAUGUUUACGUGUUGCUUCUUGCACUCUAAAUAAAGACUAAAUGUUUUCUCUGCUGGCAUAAGUUCCCCUGUGUGUGUGUGUCGGUGUGUAAAUGCAUGUCCACAGGUGAGCGUGGCACCCAUAGUGCAAUGAAAACGACAUUUUUAUGCAGAUACAUGGUUCAUUUUCACCUUGCUGAUCUUAGCGGUAGGCAUUUUUAAGAAAAGACGGAGGACACAGCCACCCCCCAAAUCCCAUGAAUCCUACUUCUCGGUGCGAUUGGAGUUGUGUUGUAAGCGCAGGAGAGGCUCCUGCUGAGAGCGAGUUCCUGACAUAGUGACCUCAUUCCCAACGCCGCCCUCCUCGCAGCGGCAGAAGCCGCGCUGGCUGGUGCUGGGCGAGCUCCGCCGCUGCCCGGACCGCGAGCCUGACGGCUGUGUGUCGAGAAUAAAGAGACCCAGGCUUGCAAAGACUUGCACGGCAACUGGAAUUUAUGACAAAUAGCUCACUGCAGCUAAACUUUGAUACAGUGUGCAGUAGAACCGCCUGUUACACACAGAAGGGAGAUGCGUCCUUCGUCACAAUGCAAAGCCAGCCUUAACACAAAAAUAGGAAAAUGUGGCAGGUCUCUGAUUACGGACUGAGAACAAGCGGAAGAGGAGUGACACUGCAGAUUCCGAGGCAUUGCAGUGGGAUGUUGGCUCAGCAAGUGGCUGUGAUGUAUGGGAUAGGCAUGGAACAGGAUUCCAGCUGUUCCGUGCAAAUAAGAUAAAAGAAUGGUAAAGAGGAUUCCUUUUUUUUUCCCCUCCUCAAAACGUUACCAGCAAAGUACAUUCACAAAGCCUUUUUAAGGUGCCUUUUGCCAGCUUUUGAACUGAACUUGUACCAGUACCUCAAGCCCUGAAUUGUAAGAAGAGCUGAGAGUUCUGGAACUCGUUUUCAAAAAGUAGAUCUACGAAGGUAAAGUACCAGAUUCCUGUCGUGUUCCACAGGCCCUCAGUAGCCAAUCUGAAAUGCUCAUUUAGGAUACUAUGACUUGAAAGUUUACUCUUUCUUCUUAUUCCAGAUUCUAGGACGUCCAUUUCUGUUACUGGCUCCUUCUUGUGCUUGGAUGCAACCCCCUAGCAUGCACCAGGCUUUAGCGUCAACGCUACCUGGGGGAUGGAGCCAGUCCAGAAAGGGUCAGGUGAUGUAUCACCAAUCAGUAUGUCUCCCAUCAGUCAGUCUCAGUUUAUUCCACUCGGGGAAAUCCUCUGCUUGGCCAUCUCAGCAAUGAACUCGGCAAGAAAACCUGUCACCCAAGAAGCACUGAUGGAACACCUGACCACGUGUUUCCCAGGUGUUCCAACCCCAAGCCAAGAAAUUCUGCGGCACACGCUGAACACGCUGGUACGGGAGAGGAAAAUCUACCCAACUCCAGAUGGCUACUUCAUCGUGACCCCGCAGACCUAUUUCAUAACGCCUUCCCUCAUAAGAACUAACAGUAAAUGGUACCAUUUGGACGAGAGGAUACCUGACCGGUCUCAGUGCACCUCUCCGCAACCCGGGACCAUCACGCCCUCUGCCUCAGGCUGUGUCAGGGAAAGGACAUUGCCCCGAAACCACUGCGACUCUUGCCACUGCUGCAGAGAAGACGUGCACAGCACGCAUGCACCCACCCUGCAGAGGAAGUCUGCCAAGGACUGCAAAGACCCUUACUGCCCCCCUUCUCUGUGCCAGGUGCCACCCACUGAAAAGAGCAAAAGUACUGUAAAUUUUUCCUACAAGACAGAAACCCUCUCAAAACCUAAAGACAGUGAAAAGCAGUCAAAAAAAUUCGGGCUAAAGUUAUUCCGGCUAAGUUUUAAAAAAGACAAGACCAAACAGCUGGCCAAUUUUUCUGCCCAGUUUCCUCCUGAAGAGUGGCCCCUGCGAGACGAGGACACGCCCGCUACGAUCCCCCGGGAAGUGGAGAUGGAAAUCAUUAGGCGCAUUAACCCAGACUUGACCGUGGAAAAUGUCAUGCGGCACACCGCCCUCAUGAAGAAACUGGAAGAAGAAAAGGCCCAGAGGAGUAAAGCCGGGUCCUCUGCCCAUCACAGCGGACGGAGUAAAAAGAGUAGGACUCAUCGGAAGUCCCAUGGAAAGUCUCGGUCUCACAGCAAGACACGAGUGUCUAAAGGAGACCCCUCCGACGGUUCCCAUCUGGACAUCCCGGGUGAAAGGGAGUAUGACUUCUGUGAUCCUCUUUCCAGGGUGCCCAGGGAGGGCUGCUUCAUCAUUGAACACAAAGGAGAUAACUUCAUCAUGCACAGCAACACCAACGUGCUCGAGUCCCACUUCCCCAUGACACCAGAGUGGGAUGUGUCCGGUGAAUUGGCCAAAAGGAGAACUGAGAUGCCUUUUCCUGAACCUUCUAGGGGAAGCUCCCACUCAAAAGUGCACCGAAGCCACAGCCAUACCCAGGACCGGAGGUCCAGGAAUGAGAGAUCCAACAAAGCCAAGGAGAGAUCCAGGUCGAUGGAUAACUCCAAAGGCCCUCUGGGUGCUUCUUCUCUAGGGACGCCGGAAGACCUGGCUGAAGGCUGCAGCCAAGACGACCAGACCCCCAGCCAAUCCUACAUUGACGACAGUACUUUGAGGCCUGCACAGACUGUUGGUCACCAAAGGGCUCACAUUGCGUCCACAAGCUAUAAAGAAGUGUGUAUUCCAGAGAUAGUCAGUGGCAGCAAGGAACCCUCCAGCGCUUGUAGCCUUUUGGAGCCAGGCAAACCACCUGAGAGUUUGCCGUCCUAUGGCGAACUCAACUCUUGUCCAACAAAAACAGCCACAGAUGACUAUUUCCAGUGCAACACCUCUAGUGAGACAGUGCUCACGGCACCAUCACCUCUGGGAAAGAACAAGGAGGACCAUGACACUCUGACUUUGGCAGAGGGGGUGAAAAAGCUCUCCCCAUCUGAUAGGCAGGUCCCCCACUCCUCCAGGGAGCCUGUAGGACACAAGGAGGAGUCACCAAAAGGGCCGGGUGGGGGCCCAGCUGCUUCGGGAGGAGUGGCUGAAGGGAUCGCCAACGGACGCCUCGUCCAGCACCAUGGUGCCGAGCCCAGCAGCUUGGACAAGAGGAAAGAGAUAUUUAGCAAAGACACCCUGUUCAAACCUCUUCACAGCACCUUGUCUGUAAACAGCUAUCACAAAUCCAGCCUGUCCCUCCUCAAAUCUCACCCGAAGACACCUGCUGACACAUUGCCAGGCCGAUGUGAGAAACUGGAACCAUCCUUGGGGACCUCGGCGGCACAAGCCACGCCUGCUUCCCAACGUCAGCAGGAGUCAGGAGGGAACCAGGAAACCUCUUUUGACUAUUACAACGUCUCUGAUGAUGAUGACUCUGAGGAAGGGGCAAACAAGAACACGGAGGAGGAGAAAAAUAGAGAGGACGUAGGCACCAUGCAGUGGCUCCUCGAGAGGGAGAAGGAAAGGGACUUGCAGAGGAAAUUUGAAAAGAACCUCACCCUUCUCGCCCCAAAAGAAACCGACAGCAGCAGCAACCAGAGAGCCACCCAUUCAGCCCGGCUCGACAGCAUGGACAGCAGCAGCAUCACAGUGGACAGUGGAUUCAACUCCCCACGUACUCGGGAGAGCCUGGCUUCCAACACAUCAAGCAUUGUUGAAAGUAACCGUCGUCAGAACCCUGCUUUGAGCCCGGCGCAUGGUGGAGCUGGUCCAGCCUUCAACUUCCGAGCGAGCGCGGACCCGCCGACAAAUGAAGCUGAGAAGCUACAGAAACCUUCCAACUGCUUGCAAGCUUCUGUUACUAGUGUGUGAUAGUCCUUCUGCCUCAGAUCUUCUGUCUCAUUCGAUACAGCAAAGUUUACGACACUGGGACUGAUGUUUACAUCUUUGGAAAGACAAGCAUCUCAACCACAGUUUUUGUAUUUACUUAAACUGUGCUGCUAAGUAGGGCUAGGGCAAAAAAACAAAAAAAAAUCUUUAUUUCAGAGUAUUGCUUUUCACAUUUAUGGCUCUGUAGCAACUGAAUAACAGUAGGGGUGAUAUGUAUACUUUUGCUUCACUAAUUGUAUCUGAGCACACAUAGGAAAGUCUAGACACUGUAAGUGUAAUAUGCAUUUUCAAUGUCAUGCAGUUGCCAAUUCCAUUUUAAAAUGCCACAGAUGCGUGUUGCUCCCAGUCUGUGGUUAAACGGUGCCACAGAACUGAUCCUUGACACUUCCAAAAAAAACAAAAAAACAAAAAACAAAAAAACAAAAAAAACAAAAAAACUAAGUCACCACGAAAUGUCAAAUGCAAGGGUCCACCCUGAGGGAAAUAGAUGCCAAACUAACUAGAAGGGACCCUGGCCCUUUGUGUGUGAAUUGUUUAUGCACCAGUCAUUUUUCACUGUGAGUUUUCGUGACACUCUUUUGCAGGAGCCCGUGGAAGUGUGUGAGAAGGGGUCGCAAUGAAAAUCGCUGGGAGUGAAUGUUUUCAGGAUUUUGUUUUCCAGUGUAACAGAUGCUUGUCUGAUUUUUUAACCUUCCAUGAUCACAAACAGGAAUAUAGGCCUUUGAAUCUGAAGUGGACAAAGGAAAGGAAUUUCCAAUCUGGCUGGGGCACAGCACUAGGUGAUGGGAGAGGUGAUGUGGACUUGUAAAAGGUAUUACUCAAAUAUUGAAGGAAGAGAAUUUCCUCCUCGUGAUACUUAGGAUGACCCUAUCUUACUCAAAUAGAUACAAUAAUUAGUUUGUUUAAAAGCAAAAUGUUCUUUGUGAUACAAAUGAAGAGUAUGGCCUGAGGAUGUUAUUCUUUCUAAUGGAAGGACAUAAAUCUAUUUUAUGUAGUUUUAGAUAGAAUGCCUAAAUUAGGCUGUGGGAGAUAAUUUUUAGUGGUUAUAGGAAAGAGCAAAUUUAGGGAGAGUUGAACUUCAGGCCUUUUAUUCCUGGGAAGAUAUCUAUAGAGAAAACUUUUAAAAUAAUUUUUGAUUAGAAAUAUACAUGUGCCCAUGUGAUAAACAACAGAAUGUGCUCAUUCUGCUAGUGUGGUAUAAUCCUAAUUUGUACUCCCCUAAAAUUUAUCAGAAUAACAAUUAUGCAUACAUGAACUAUGCCAGAGUAAUGUUUACAGAUACUUUGUAACCAAUUUCAGGAGGCGUUUUUAGGUGGAUGUGUAGUUAAUUAGCCCAACUUAUUUCAAAAUGGUUUGUUAACAUUUUGCUUUGGUUUCCAAUGUCAUGUUGAACACAAAGAAGACCCAGCAGCAAAGGGAUGACCAAUAAUUUCAUCUUAUAGCAAAGAGACAUUCCAACGUUCCCAUGUUUUAUUUUCUGAGAACAGUGGAACAGAUCUGUAGUAGUGGAAUAUUCUUUGCAAAAGGGUUACAUAGGACACAAGUAAGUGUUCUGACAUAAAGUUUUAUUUAGUUCAGUGGCAUGUGCUGCUGGGAGCCAUACACCAUAAAAUAUAUAUAUAUAUCCCAAAAUAAAUCUAGAAUGUUUUCACCUCCGAUUUCAGUAAUUGGCAUAUGAUUUGUGAGACACAUCUGGUUUUGUAUUAGGUUGAAUCACUAGCCAUCUGUUUAAAGAAUCCAGUCCUGUACACAGUUGGACUCAUUCUUGAAACCUUCAAAUGCUCCCUCCUAGUUUUUCAGUUAUUUGGAAGUUGCAUUGGGUCAAACUGAACUCCUUGAGUUUGGUAUAAAUUCCUUUUUUGUGCUUACUAUAGUGAAACUUCAGCACGUUUCUUAGUAAACUCCCAUACCAUUGAAAUGCUUAAGCCAGUUGGCUUUCAGUCUCAUGCCUUAUUUCCUCCAAGGCAUGCCUCGAUGCAUUGUUUGUCUUAUUGCUUAAAUAUGUCCAGAAGGAAUGAUCAUGUAUCUAAUAGACUACAUAGUCGGUUCCCUUGGGGAGUUAUAUAUCAUACGGUUACUAAAUUUUUGUCUAAAUUCAUUUUUUCCAAAAAACCUGCUCUCAAAUUUUUCUUCUACUCUCAGUUCAUAAAUAAUAUAACCAUUGAAACAACACAUCAGCCUCUAGCUGAUCCUCUGAAAGUAGCCAUUGAAAUAAUCGAAUGCUGUGUGAACAGGAAAGGAAAGCAUUACCUUUAAGAGAAGCUUUAACAUAGGAAUUUAUUGAUAUUUCAUGGGAUAUAGGUUUACAGAAGACAUUAUUCAAAUAAAUAUGUACACUAUGUGCCUGAUGCUAUGGGGUACAUAAUUUUUUAAAAACUCCCUUAGACCAGCAGCCAUUAGUGUAGAAAUGAUGGACUUUAAAGGUGAUACCAUGUAAGCAGAUGUUGCAUAUAAAAAUAUUCUUGCCUGAAUCUGAUUGAGAUUCUUGAACAGGGGAGGAGUGGCUGCCGGCAGCACAUUGCAAAUGUCAUCCGAGGUCACGGUGAGGCUCUCGGUCCCAGAAGAGUGGGGUCCUCGCCAGGCGUUGCCAGUAUCCUUUUCCUCCUGUAAAAUCAUAGCUUUGUGUUACACGACUGCUUAUCCAGUCUUAGGGUUUAGCAACUGAAAGGUUUACAAAACCGAAUCUGGUUGAAUCUCUGUGAAAGGGUCAACACAUCUGUCGGCAUUUUGCACACUUAUGUAUUAUUAUGAUACAACAUAUUACUUUAUGGUAAUUUUUAUUUUUACAUAUAACUACCUCCAUAAAUUUGAUGAAAUGGCAGCCGUGUGUUAAAGUGUAUCGUUCAGAAGCGCAAAGUUGAACACUUCCUUCAACAUUAGGGCAUGGCGUGCUGUGUGUGUCAGUGAUUGCCUCUGUGGACUCAUGACUUUCCAUCGCCAUGGCUUUCUCUUACGCCCUUGUUUGGCUUUCAGAUGUAAUCCUGUCUUCUCCUCUCUUCCCCACGAAAGCGCAGUCGAUUUUGUUAGGAAUGAACAGAAGUUUAAAAAUUCUUUUGCCCACCCCCGCCCCCCCACCCAUUCCUGUUAAAAGUUCUCUGGCGAAGAGCCAAUGGGUGAACGUAAUUGAGAGAGCUAUUUACUCCUUUGGAAAUCUGAUUUGAAGUCUCUAAGUUUUCAGUAACAGAAGACACACAAGCAAUGUGGACUGCCAAGCUUGAAGCACUUCGGGCUCUGCCUUCACUCGCAUGCUACCAUGUCGAGCCCAAACUCCACUUUAAUUAAAAGAGCUGUGCUGUGAAUUCCACAACUUCUGUUAAAUAAUUUGUAUUCCAUUAUAUAUAUUUUGCACAUCUCAGGGGACCAUAAUAAACAUAUGAACGGGGGGGUGCCAUCAAAUAGAGAAAACAAAUAGAAGAGGCGAAUGGAGACUAGCUGGAUAAAAAUAACAAGUUACUGCUUCUCUGAUGUUGUGAAGGUCGGGUUCAGGAAGCGUCAAUUCACAGUUAAUCUGGAAUAACAAUGAUCUGAACACCAGCUGUUCCCAGGUCCCUCUUUUUCAUAGCCCAACCAGCAUUUCUAAAAUGUAAAUUUAAAUUACAUUGCAGUCACCAUGGGGAGAAGAAACCUGUUCAGUGGAAGCAGAAGCAUUGUUCCUUUUUUAGGUUGGCGCAGCUUUGCAAAAUUCUACCCAGGAUAAACCACUUAUCACCACCAAGUGUACUUGAAAAUAAAGUUUUUAACUUAAAUUACAAGCAUAUUGCUCACGAUACAAUAGUGAUCAUUUUUUGAAAGUCUAGCCAUUUAUAACAUGGGCAGUAUUUGGAGCUUGAUUUAAAAACCAACAACAUAAUGACUUUUCACGAUUCACUUUGGGAUCUCAAAGUGCUUCCAAAGCAUUCAGAUUCACAAACAAUUCACAAGACAGGUCAUCUUUGUAAUACCCAUACUUGAAAUGAAUAAAACAAAAGGAGUGACUUAAGAUUCCCCAGAAACACAGUGGCAGCUAUCAAUGAUCUGUUUUCUAUCUGUUUGAUAGACCAUCAUGAGAAAUCACUAAAUACAUUGCUAUUUUUCUGAUGUGUGCUAAUAAAGUCAAAGAAAACAAAUACAACUUGACACUUUUGUCCAUUUUCAUUCAAAAAAAAAAAGUUCAGGGUGUUUGGAAUUUUACACCUCAGCACACGUUUCUGGUAUCGAUGGAUGAAGCCGGUGAUUGACAGAUCCACCCAAAUGCCAUUGCAGUCAGAAGCAGAUCUGGACACACACCCUUGUUUACAGUUUCAUACUGGGUUUCUAUAGUUCCCGUGCUAAAUCAUUCAGGAACACGACUGCUCCUGGCAGUGGAAGGUGCUGAAACAGAAAUUUUAAUUAAAAACUUUAUCAAGUACUCUUCACAGUGCUCCUUAGCACCAUAGAAAUUCAGUACAGUAUAUCGAGCCCUACUUUGGAGGAGCUGGAUUUCUGAGGGAGCUUUUCCAGUUCUAAGUGUUUUCUCAAAUUAGGAGAUAGAUGAUCUUUGACAGGGAUCUCCUCCAUCACCACAGGCCAGUCACAACUAGCCACGUGCUGCCAGACCUCAGUGGCCCAAGCAGGAGCGAUCUCUUCUUUCCCCGGUCUCCCCCAGGACCGUCCUGCCCAUUGUCAACAUCAUCCAGGGCUCUUCUGGUAGUGAUUGACAUUUCUACACAUGUUUAGGGCUUGGGGGAGCUAGAACACAGGAAACAUGAAAUGCAAAAGGCACGGAAAACACUGUUUUGCUUUGGGUUAGUAAAAUGUGGGCAGGAAAGAGAUUACUAUCAGUCUGAGCUUUGCCAAGUGAGAUAAAAGAAUCAGCUGUCGCCCCAUUCCUCUCCCAGAAGAUCUUAUGGUAUUAAGGAUCCAUCCAAUAUUCUCCCACAGAUUUUUAUUCAGGAGAUGUUUCAUAAAUUACAUAUAUGAAAACAUUCAUUAUUACAUCCCCGUUGUGUGUUUCACACAGACAUUGGCACCUUCCUAUUGAGUUAAUACUCUGCGUCUUUUGCAGCAGCAGCCCACAAGGAGAUUCCCAGUGAUGGCUCCCCUAACACACAAUCCUGUGAUUUUACAGUUCUAUGACUUACAGUUGAUGAUUCACAAGAUUCAGAAUUCUACAAGACUCAAGGGGCACUAAACUUUCCUACGAUUGUACAUGAUCGGUUAUAGGGCUGUAAUCAUUAAUUGUUGGCUUCAAAUGUGGACACACACACACACACACACACACACACACACCAUGCCAAGGAGGAAAGGGGGUGUUUCAAGUCAGGCAGCGAUGAUUCUGGAAGGCUGGAAAUGUAAGGUUAGAAGCUUGACUGGUCCAUGUACAGUUGCCUGCCCCCCUGUCCCAAGGCUGAUCUUAGUGAACCUGUUCCCUUGCUCCCACCAAGAAGAAGUACCAAAUGUGAGACCUGAGAUCUCCUCCAAUAUCUGUCCUCUGAAGUUCCAGGAAACUAAUCAUGAAGUACACACGCAGCAGCUCCUCCGCUUCCUUUCCUCCGAGGUCCUCCUUUCCAUUCUGACACGCCGUCACGGUUUCCACAUUGGAAGGGCAGAGCACUGUGCAGUAUGGUGCACACUUGCUGGGUGAGGAAUAGAGCUGCCCCAGGGUCACCUUCAUGCAAGUAUUGACAGCUACAAAUUAAAGUCCUUAGAGCAGUUGACACAGAUACUACGUUCUAGAAGAGAAUUAAAUUUAAACAUCAAGUUUAAAGGGAUCAUAAUUCUGCAGGUAUCUUUCUCUGAGUGACUGAAUGUGACUAUUGCAUUAGGGUAAAUGAAUUAAGACGUGCAAGUGGGAUUUACUGUAUGUUAGAAAGGAGUUUUGCAGCCAAGACUGCCUUGAAUAAAAUGUGUUUGCACUGAAAAAAAAAUUUUAAAUUACUUGGUCUCUGGUUGCUGUAAAGGUCAUCCAAGAUGGAUGUUCUGUUUAUAUUGUAUAGUAUUUCAUAUGAAAUAAUUACAGUUCAUGAAAUGUCUUCCCUGAUGUUACUGAUUUAUAACAGCACAUUUGUAACAUGGUUUUUAUCGUGUCCGUGUACCAUACUGUAAAUGAUGAUUACUUGUCAUGCUUAGUAUAAUAACUUAAAAGAAAAAAAAGGACAGGGAUUUUUGUAAGUCUAUAUUUGAAAGUCCCUCCCUAUGGUGAUACUGUGUUCAUGUUGUUUAUGUAGUGUUGUGUGAAAUAUCCAUUUUGGAUUGUGUUACUUUUUAAGAUAUUAAAUAACAUUUGGUUAUA
Messenger RNA from Cercocebus atys (sooty mangabey), 13441 nucleotides. It is a transcript of the gene STOX2, whose product is annotated as storkhead box 2. Lineage: Eukaryota; Metazoa; Chordata; Mammalia; Primates; Cercopithecidae. Gene Ontology annotation, molecular function: RNA polymerase II transcription regulatory region sequence-specific DNA binding; DNA-binding transcription activator activity, RNA polymerase II-specific. The transcript is spliced from 5 exons. The record is from RefSeq and is a predicted model, not a curated record. Gene Ontology annotation, biological process: positive regulation of transcription by RNA polymerase II. Bases 4534 to 7173 code for a protein of 879 amino acids. Gene Ontology annotation, cellular component: cytoplasm; nucleus.